Penicillium cosmopolitanum is the source of this 1299-nucleotide messenger RNA. Its product is annotated as putative lipase. Lineage: Eukaryota; Fungi; Ascomycota; Eurotiomycetes; Eurotiales; Aspergillaceae. The record is from RefSeq and is a predicted model, not a curated record. The transcript is spliced from 2 exons. The coding region runs from base 1 to 1299 and encodes 432 amino acids.
AUGAAGGGGAGUCAUCUUCUUGGACUGCAGGUGGGCUUGUUGGUGAUUGCGGGGGCUACGACGGCUAUCGGCCAACCCGCAACUACCUCCAAGACAACAACAACAACAACAACAACACCCCUACUCACCACCCUCUUCAAUGCCGCAUCUAACAACGAGAACAAUGCAAUCAUAUCAGACAUUGCGGCACUCCUUCAGCAGACAUACUCUACGACUGCCCCAUCCUCUGUCGAGUCAGCGUUAUCAGCUCUUCAAAGACAGUUAUCCAAUGGAGCACCCAGUAUCGAGGAUGCGGCUCACGGCAUCACAAAAGCAGGCCUGAUACCACCCGACAUAUUUAAACCUAUAUACCCAACCAAAGCACCCGGGGAUGCGUCAUACUCAUUGAGUGAAGAGACCCUCCGCUCCGCCAUCCACAUCCCCCAAUCAUUCGAAUACGGACAAAACAACAAAACCCCCAUAAUCCUAGUCCCAGGAACCGCAAUCCCGGCAGGGACAACCUUCACCUUCAACUUCGGCAAACUAGGAACCUCACACGCAGUAGACCCAGUCUGGCUAAACCUCCCAUCAGCAUCUCUCUCCGACGCCCAAGUCAACGCCGAAUUCGUCGCCUACGCAAUAAACUACAUCUCGACCAAGUCCAACCAACCGAUUCCAAUCCUCACCUGGUCCCAAGGCGGCCUAAACACACAAUGGGCACUCAAAUUCUGGCCAUCAACCCGAUCAAAGGUGUCAGAUUUCAUCGCCAUAAGUCCAGACUUCCACGGCACCGUAAUUCGCACCCUAGUCUGUCCAGCCCUUUCACUACUAGUCUGCACCCCAUCCCUCUGGCAACAGGGCUAUAACACCUCGUUCAUACGUACCCUACGCGCCAACGACGGCGACUCAGCCUACGUCCCUACAACAAUCAUCUACUCGACCGUCGACGAGAUCGUCCAGCCACAAUCCGGCCCGUUUGCAUCGGCUUUACUCAGCGACGUACGUGGCGUCGGCGUCACGACUGCGCAUCUUCAAACUGUUUGUGCGGGUCGGGUCGGUGGUGGGUUUUAUACGCAUGAGGGGGUGUUGUAUAAUCCUCUUGCGUGGGUGUUGGCUCUGGAUGCCAUUGCGCAUGAUGGGCCCGCGGAUUUGGAUCGGAUCGAUCGUGAUGGUGUUUGUGGGCAGAUGGUGGCGCCGGAAUUGGAUUUGUCGGAUUUAUUGGGGACGGAGGCGUUGUUGGUUGUUGCUGUGUUGGAGUUGGCGUUGUAUACGCCACAUACGAUUGCGGAGCCGCCUAUUAUGGACUACGCGUCUUCUUAA